Messenger RNA from Heteronotia binoei (common prickly gecko), 7092 nucleotides. Its product is annotated as proliferation marker protein Ki-67-like. The transcript is spliced from 5 exons. The coding region runs from base 114 to 6791 and encodes 2225 amino acids. Gene Ontology annotation, cellular component: chromosome; nucleus. Gene Ontology annotation, biological process: regulation of mitotic nuclear division; regulation of chromosome segregation. The record is from RefSeq and is a predicted model, not a curated record. Lineage: Eukaryota; Metazoa; Chordata; Lepidosauria; Squamata; Gekkonidae.
UGUUCCACACUCCACCGAACUGGAAGCAAGGAAGCCCUUUAUCUUCUGUGCAGAAGUCUAAUGGGUCAACUCCAGAAGUAUCAGAAAUUCACACUCCAGAGGAAUCUGGGGAAAUGACAAUGUCUCCUUUAAAUCUAUCAGUCCAGAAAAUUUAUGACAAUCAAGAUGUUGAAUCCCCCAUCCUGAAAAAAGUAUCUCAGAUUUCUGCUGUUGGUGGUCGAUAUGAAUUGAAGGUUCCCAGAAGAGGGAAUUCCGCAUCAGAUGAGACUGUAGGGGAAAAUAGUUCACUGGUAACAGGUGAAAUUGGGGGAAUGGAAAAAAUAAUAAACGAUCCGAAAACAAAAUCAGAUUGCAUCAAGACACAUUCAGGAACCAAGAGGCUUAUGAGGACUCCCAAUAAAGAACCAGAGCUGGCAGUGGCUGAGGCCCUUUCAGGAGUCAAGAAGCUGCUCAGGACCCCCAAGCAAAAGCCAGAGCCAGUUGAAGCUCUUUCAGGAGUCAAGAGGUUGCUCAAGACCCCCAAGCAAAAGCCAGAGCCAGUUGAAGCUCUUUCAGGAGUCAAGAGGCUGCUCAAGACCCCCAAGCAAAAGCCAGAGCCAGUUGAAGCUCUUUCAGGAGUCAAGAGGUUGCUCAAGACCCCCAAGCAAAAGCCAGAGCCAGUUGAAGCUCUCUCAGGAGUCAAGAGGCUGCUCAAGACCCCCAAGCAAAAGCCAGAGCCAGUUGAAGCUCUUUCAGGAGUCAAGAGGUUGCUCAAGACCCCCAAGCAAAAGCCAGAGCCAGUUGAAGCUCUCUCAGGAGUCAAGAGGCUGCUCAAGACCCCCAAGCAAAAGCCAGAGCCAGUUGAAGCUCUUUCAGGAGUAAAGAGGUUGCUCAGGACUCCCAAGCAAAAGCCAGAGCCAGUUGAUGCUCUUUCAGGAGUCAAGAGGCUGCUCAAGAACCCCAAGCAAGACCCAAAAUUGGUUGACGUAUUUUCAGGAGUCAAGAACCCACUCAGGACCCCCAAGCAAGAUCCAGAGCCAGUUGAGACCCUUUCAGGAGUCAAGAGCCUACUCAGGAACUCUGGGCAAAAUCCAGAGUCAGUUGAGGCUAUUUCUGCAGUCAAGAGCCCACUCAGGACCCCCAAGCAAAAUCCAGAGCCAGUCAAGGCCCUUUCAGGGGUCAAGAGCCCAUUCAGGACCCCCAAGCAAGAUCCAGAGCCAGUUGAGACCCUUUCAGGAGUCAAGAGCCUACUCAGGAACUCCGAGCAAAAUCCAGAGUCAGUUGAGGCUAUUUCUGGAGUCAAGAGCCCACUCAGGACCCCCAAGCAAAAUCCAGAGCCAGUCGAGGCCCUUUCAGGAGUCAAGAGUCCACUCAGGAACCCCGACCAAAAGCCAGAGUCAGUUGAGGCUAUUUCUGGAGUCAAGAACCCACUUGGGGCACCCAAGCAAAGCCCAGUCCCAGUUGAGGUCCUUUCUGGAGUCAAAAGGCUGCUCAGGACCCCCAAGCAAAACCCAGAGCCAGUUGAGUUCCUUUCUGGGGUCAAGAGGCUGCUCAGGACCCCUAAGCAAAACCCAGAACUGGUCAAUGCUCUUUCAGGAGUCAAAAAACUGUUCAGGACCCCCAAGCAAAAUCCAGAGCCAGUCAAGGCCCUUUCAGGGGUCAAGAGCCCACUCAGGACCCCCAAGCAAGACCCAGAGCCAGUCAAGGCCCUUUCAGGAGUCAAGAGCCUACUCAGGAACUCCGAGCAAAAUCCAGAGUCAGUUGAGGCUAUUUCUGGAGUCAAGAGUCCAGGCAGGAACCCCGACCAAAAGCCAGAGUCAGUUGAGGCUAUUUCUGGAGUCAAGAUCCCACUCGGGACCCCCAAGCAAAGCCCAGUCCCAGUUGAGGUCCUUUCUGGGGUCAAGAGGCUGCUCAGGACCCCUAAGCAAAACCCAGAACUGGUCAAUGCUCUUUCAGGAGUCAAAAAACUGCUCAGGACCCCUAAGCCAGAGCCAGUUGAGACCCUUUCUGGAGUCAAGAGGCUUCUUAGGGCACCUAAUCACAAAGCAGAGCCUGUCAAAGAUGGCGUUUGCUCCAAACUUUUGAAUAGUGCAGGAUUGUUUAGUCUUAAUAAUGUUACAAAAGACCAAAAGGAAGUAAUAGGGUUUGUGGAAGGUAUCGAAGGAAUUCAAAGUCUAUUGAGGACACCUAAGCAAAAAUUUGAACCAGUGGAAGAUAUGAUUGGUAUUUCCAGGAUACUGAAGACACCAAAGCAAAAGUUUAUGCCAGUUGAUGACUAUUUGGGAUUGCAAAAACUUAUGGCUGAACCUAAGCAAAAUUCUCUCAGUGCUGAAAUAGACUACACAGGAGUUAAAGAACUAUUGGGACCUGAAGAUGGAUAUCUGGUCAAAUUAUCAGAAGCUGUGAAUAAGCCACAUGAGAUUUCCAGUGAUGAAUUUGAGUGCAAAGAAGAUGGUCCUGAAAGAGAAGAGUCUUGGCAAGAAACAGGACUGGAAGAUUCAUUUGAAAAAAAAUCUCCAAAUGCAAUGCCAAGGAGGCCUGAUGAUGGUCAUGAUUACUUGGGACACACUUCAUGUAGCUCACUUAGUGACGUAAAAGGGGGACAUGUAGAAAGCAUUGCAACAGUUCAGCUUGUAUCAGAAAAAUACAACUCAGAUGGAAUGGAUUUCCAAAGUGGAGCUGUUGUUGAUUUUUUUGAAUCAUCUGCACAGCAGGGAGAUCCAGUGAAAAUAAAUGCAGAAAUACCAGAACCAUUGGCUUCAGUUAAAAAACCUAGAAAAGAGAAAGCUGGUGAAUCCAGUUUUACAGAAGAACAUGAUACAACUAAGAUACCAAGGAAAACAAGAAACACCAGCAGAGCCAAGUUAGCUAACCGUAUGCAAACUGAUGAAAACUUUGAUAAGGUUCCUGAAACUAGUCAACCGAAAGAAUCAGAAAGUGACCUCUCAGCACUUAAAAAUGAGAUAACAGAAGAAUUAAGGAAAAAAUCUAUGGAAAAAGAUGGUAAUAUGGCCUUCAAUAACAUAAAACAUGCUCAGGAACUAUUGGGACUUCCAAAACAAAUGUCAGUUGAAACACAGCCAUCUGUUAACGGGAGAAGGGUGGUGGAUAAACUAAGUAGGCAAGCUGAAGAAAGCUUGCAUUUAGAAGAAAAUGCAACAAACCAAGAAUAUACAAAUCAGUUCAUUUCAAAAACAUCUCUGAGAUCCAGAAAUCAGAAAAACAAAGAUGAACCAAAGUCUGAAUUUACAAAACCAAAUCCCCAAGAAAAAAUGCAAAGCUUAAACCUUGAAACUUCAAAGAGAAACUCUGGAAAUCAGCAACUUAAAAGAAAUACAAGGCGGAGAAAAGCUACGGCAGUAGAAACAGAAGUGGAAGCAGUUGAGAGUGAAAAACACAUGUUGCCUAAAAUUUGUGAACUGGAAACUCUGGAGAAUCAUCCAACAGAAAUGAAGGAUGGUGCAGUGAAGAGGAGAAAGGUUUGUUUUCUGCUUGAGAGUGGUACUUCUGAAACUCUUGAAGAGAAAUGUGUGUUUGGUGGCAAGGGUGGUACGCAACAAAAACAAUACAAUGCAUUUUCUGAAAGAAACACUUCCCCUGUAAAAGAGAAUACAUCACAAAAGAACAAAAAGAAAGCAGCUCCUGUUGUAUCACCAGCACUUUGCAUCUCGUUUUCUUCAGAGAAGCAGGCAUUAGCAGAGAUCUCUAAAGAGAGGGGAAACUUUACUCUGGAAAACAAGGACCCAGCCAGUUUUGCUCAAGGAGAGUGUUUACAAAAAAUUAACUUUGAUGAGAAUUUGAAUGAAACCCAAGUGAUAGCCUGGGAAAAUAUGCAACUAUCUGUUGAGCAUAGUGCACUAAAAAGACAAAAGGUAGCAGUAGCAAAGAAGAACCCACCUAGGAGAGGUAGAAGCAGAACAACUUCUCCUGAGCCACCCACUGAGAAUGGAAGUAAAGUGAUUCAUAAAAUUGAAAAGCAGCCUAUGAGUGUUGAAAAUGCUAAUUUUUCAAAGGAAAACCAACCAAAAAGAGGUAGAGGGAGAAAGAUUGCCCCUGUAUCCCAAACACUGGGAACACUUACUGCUCCUGAAGAGGACUUAUCAACUGACAGCUCUGUUUUUGUUCAAGGAGAGUGUUUGCAAGGCACUCAGAAUGAAAAUAAGUUUCACGAAGUCCACAAAGCAUGCUUGGACAAUACUCAGGCUGUUGUAGAACACAUUCUACCAAAGAGACAAGAGGUAGCAAGAGGGAAUUUGCUUCAUAAUAGCAGAAGUAAGCAAGGAGUUUCACAUGAACCAGCCAUGGAAAAUGAUAGAAAGAAUCCUGAUGUUGAAAACCAAGAUAUGGUUGCUGAAAAUGCUUUUACUGAAAAAGAGAAUCAACCAAAAAGGGGUAGAAGGAGAAAGUUUGCCUCUGUGACCCAGACCCAGGAAAACCUUACUGUUCCUGAAGAGGACACAUCAACUAGUAGACUCAGUUAUGCUCAAGAAAAGGGUUUGCAAGAUAUUCAGAAUGAAGGGAGUUCUACUGAAACCCAGAAGGUAGUCUUGGACAAUACUGAGUCUUCUGUAGAACACAUUCUACCAAAAAGGCAAAAGAUGGCAAGGGGGAAUCUGCCUCAGAGAGGUAGAAGAAAGCAAGCAGUUUCUGAUGAACGACCCACAGUAAAGGAUAAUAAAAACACACCUGAUGUCAUAAACCAAGAUAAGGUUGUUGAAGAUACUUUUACUGUAAAAGAGAAUCAGCCGAAAAGGGGCAGAGGGAGAAAAGCUGCUGUGCCCCAAAUACUUGAAAGUGACAAUUUCCCACUAUCAAGCAAAAACAAAAAUGGAGCAGAAGAGCAAGCUGGAGCUUUAAAAAUGGCAACUACUUUGAGUAAGAAUCUUAAAGAGGACACAUCAAUUGGUAGGUUCAGUUUUACUCAAGAAAAGUGUUUACAAGACACUCAAAAUGAAGAGCAUUCUAAUGAAACCCAAAAGGUAGUCUUGGGCAAUAUUGAGUCCUCUGUAGAACACAUUCUACCAAAAAGGCAAAAGGUGGCAAGAGGGAAUCUGCCUCAGAGAGGCAGAAGAAAGCAAGUAGUUUUUGAUGAACGACCCACAGAAAAGGAUAAUAAAGACACACCUGAUGUCGUAAACCAAGAUAAGGUUGUUGAAGAUACUUUUACUGUAAAAGAGAAUCAGCCAAAAAGGGGUAGAGGGAGAAAAGCUGCUGUGCCCCAAAUACUUGAAAGUGACAAUUUCCCACUAUCAAGCAAAAACAAAAGUGGAACAGAAGAGCAAGCUGGAGCUUUAGAAAUGACAACUACUUUGAGUAAGAAUGUUAAAGAGGACACAUCAAUUGGUAGGUUCAGUUUUGCUCAAGAAAAGUGUUUGCAAGUUACUCAAAAUGAAGAGCAUUCUAAUGAAACCCAAAAGAUAGUCUUGGGCAAUAUUGAGUCUUCUGUAGAACACAUUCUACCAAAAAGACAAGUGUCAAGAAGAAAUCUGCCUCAGAGAGGCAGAAGAAAGCAAGUAGUUUUUGAUGAACGACCCACAGAAAAGGAUAAUAAAGACACACCUGAUGUCAUAAACCAGGAUAUGGUUGUUGAAAAUGCUUUUACUGUAAAAGAGAAUUUGCCGAAAAGAGGUAGAGGGAGAAAAGUUGCCGCUGUACCCCAGGUACUUGAAAAUGACCAUUUCCCACUAUCAAGCAAAGACAAAAGUGGAGUAGAAGAACAAGCUGAAGCUUUGGAAAUGACAAUUACUGCAAAUAGUUCAUCCCAUAGGGGCAGAUGCAAAAAAAGCUCAGUUCCUGCUGGUAAAAAACCUAGCAUGGUUGAUAAUGUUAACCAGAAAGAAAUGGCUAGUGAGUUAAAAGAUGUGACAAAAGAAAAUGUAUCCAAAAAACUACCUGUUCAUGAAGCCUCAACAGAAACAAAUAUCCAACAAAGAGCUACUGGUAGCAAGUUAACACAUGUAAAAUGCAAAAAGGUGUCUGCAGAUUCUCUCUUUGAAAACCAGUCAAAGAGGAGUCGAGGGAAAAAUAUUGUUCUGGCAUUCCAAACACCUACCUCUCCUGCCCUCAAAAUAAGCAUCACUUUGCCGUCAUCAGACAAAAAUGAAACUGCCAGGGAAAAUCAAAACUUAUAUACAGAAAAUAAUGCUACUGGAAAAGAAAAUUUAUCAGUAAAUGGCAGAAGAAAUAAGAAAAUAGUGCCUCGUUCCACAUCUGCCAGAAGAAAAUGCAAGCUUCCUGAAGAGAAGGAUGAGUGUCAGGAUAAACCAAAUGUAGAUAUGGAAAAGACAGGUAUAUCAAAUGACAAACAGAAGAGAACAGUGAGAAAAGUUGGUGCCUCUAAAACAACCUUUUCUGAAGAAAAAUGUGGAUUGCCUGAAAGCAGUGAUGGUAUUCUUAAGGAUCAACAAGUGAUUAUGGCAAAUACGAUUUCUGAGAUGGAAGAUGCCUCACAGGGUAGGAGAAAGCGAGUUCUUAAGGGAAAGAACUUACUAAAACACAGUGACCAAAACAACAGUAACCAAAAGAAUGAUCUAGAAAUCACACUUCCUCAGGGAAAAGAAAAUUCAUCUAAACGAGGAAGAAGGGACCGAGUCAGCACUGAAGCACACAGAACUAUAUCUGGCAUGAAGCAAUGCCCCUAUGCAGAAAAGAUGACAUCAGCGCCUGAAGCAGAGAAUAGUGGAAGUACAUUACAGAGAGGAGGAAGAAGAAAGAAAAUGAAAGAAGAGCAUAUCUUAGCUACCACUGAGUCUGCUAUAGAAACUCAAACCAAGAUGAAGGCAAAUAGAAGAACAAGAAAACGAGUAUUGUAAUCUUUGAUAGUGGGCUCUGUAAUUUUUCUUCAGAGUAAAUGGAUGCACUUCCAAGAUUGUUUAAUGCACAGUUGUAAAGUAUAAUCUGGAUUUAGAUGAAUACAUUCUACUUUGCAGAACAUACUUCUUGCUAGUAGUUGACAUUGAAAUUGUCAUGCAAAGCUGUGUAAAUUAAUUCUUAAAUAUUUUGUAGGAAAUAAGCAGCAGGGAUAAGGGAAUUGUCUUAAAUUUAGAUUUUCUUUUAAAUAUAAAAUGUUGUUAAAGUUCUAUAUUUGUUUAAAAUUAAACCUUUUAGUAAUAA